AUGGAUGGCACCGUUGGGGGGUCCCUGAGCGUGCGGUGCACAUACAAGCAGGAAGACAAAAACAACAGCAAAUUCUGGUGCGAAUUUCCAUGUGUGACACGACUGAGUAAGGUUGUGGAGACGUCAGAGACACAGCGAGAAGCAAGAAGGGGCCGCGUGACCAUCAGGGAUGACCCAGCAAACCUCACCUUCACCGUGACCUUGGAGAACCUCACGGAAACCGACGCGGGCACGUACUGGUGUGGGGUCUCACGGCCUGGAGCCAAGAGGAAUCCCCUGGCCCGGGUCGUGGUGUCAUUGUACCCAGCGCCAAAGCCAACCCAGGAAAAAUCCAACACAAGGAUGCAGACCCCGCCAUGGGCCACCGAAAGGACUUCUGUGUGGUUCACUCCAGCAACAAGGCCUGGGUGCCUGCUUGGCUGCGCCCCCUUCCUGCUCCUCAUCCUCGCGAAGGUGCCCCUGCUGCUGGGCGUGCUGGGGUCUGUCCUCUGGGGGAGACGGCGCCCAAGGGGCCUUCAGGGAGCCGCCCCCGGCAGCCUGGCCUAG
This is a messenger RNA of Sorex araneus (European shrew), 546 nucleotides long. RefSeq names its product CMRF35-like molecule 6. The transcript has 3 exons. The coding region runs from base 1 to 546 and encodes 181 amino acids. NCBI's taxonomy places the organism in Eukaryota, Metazoa, Chordata, Mammalia, Eulipotyphla, Soricidae. Gene Ontology annotation, cellular component: plasma membrane. The record is from RefSeq and is a predicted model, not a curated record. Gene Ontology annotation, molecular function: transmembrane signaling receptor activity.